AUGUUACAGGUGAUGAUAGCAUUUGAAGACCUGGCUGUGUACUUUACCUGGGAGGAAUGGCAGAAAAUGAACAAUGCUCAGAAAACCCUGUACAGAGAUGUGAUGCUGGAGACCUACAGCAGCCUCUUCUCCUUGGGGCACUGCAUUACCAAACCUGACUUAAUCUUCAAGUUGGAGCAAGGAGAAGAGCCAUGGAUGGUGGACAAAUGCUUGAAUCAGAGCCUUUCAGUGGUCAUGAAAAUGGAUGACCUGAUUAAGAUCAACCUGGAAAGUCAGGACAAAAAUCUGAAUCAGGAUUUUAUGAAAAAUAACAAGACAUCAGCUCACAAGAGAGUUGAAUUAAGAAAAACCCUUAGUUUAAAUUCAAGCCAUAUUCCAACAAUGAUUAUUAAAAAGGGAAUCUAUUCAGGAUUGAAGCCUGAGGAAUGCAAUAAAUGUCACACUGUGUAUCCCCACAGUGGGCCUGAUCAACUACAGGCUGGAGAGAAAUUUGAUAACACUAAGAUACCUGGAAAAUCUCUCCAGUUCUGUGAGCCUCUUAGUCAGUAUGACAAUAUUCACAUCAUGAAGCAGCCAUUUGGACCCACUGGACAAGCAAAAGUCUUCACAAGAAAGAUGUUCUGUAAAUCUGAGAGGGUUCAUAUGGCAGAAAACUGUAAUAAAUCAACUGUCACUUUUGGAAAAGCAACUCAAAUAGAAAAAGCUAUCCAUGAAAAUUCUAGCCUCAAUAUGCAUCAACAAACUCACACAAGAAAGAAAUUUUUUAAGUACAUUAAGUAUGUUGAACCUGUCAUUCACCAGUCACAUCUUGCAAUAAAUCACAGACUAAAUACAAGGGAAAAACUUUACACAUGUAACCCUUGUGGAAAAUCACUCAGUAUUAAUUCACCUUAUGAAUGUAAUGACUGUGGAAAAGACUUUGGACAAAAAUCAGUCCUCAGGAAAUGUCAACAAAUUCACACAGGAGAGAAAUCACAUGAAUGUAGUGAUUGUGGAAAAGCCUUUACACAAAAGUCAUACCUCAUAAACCAUCAGCAAAUUCACACAGGGGAGAAACUUUAUAAAUGCCUUCAUUGUGGAAGAGGCUUUCUGUGGAAGUCAGCCCUCAUCAGACACCAGAGAAUUCACACAGGGGAGAAACCUCAUGAAUGUAAUGACUGUGGAAAAGCCUUUGGAUGCAAGUCACACCUCAGGAAACAUCAGCGAAUUCACACAGGGGGGAAACCUCAUAAAUGUAAUGACUGUGGAAAAGCAUUUGGACGAAAGUCAGCCCUCAUCAUACACCAGAGAAUUCACACAGGGGAGAAACCUCAUGAAUGUAAUGACUGUGGAAAAGCCUUUGGACACAAGUCAAGCCUCAUCAGACACCAGAGAAUUCACACAGGGGAGAAUCCUCAUGAAUGUAAUGACUGUGGAAAAGCCUUUGGAUGCAAGUCAUACCUCAUAAACCAUCAGCGAAUUCACACAGGGGAGAAACCUCAUGAAUGUAAUGACUGUGGAAAAGCCUUUGGAUACAAGUCAGAACUCAUAAACCAUCAGCGAAUUCACACAGGGCAGAAACCUCAUGAAUGUAAUGACUGUGGAAAAGCCUUUGGAUACAAGUCACACCUCACCAUACACCAGAGAAUUCACACAGGGGAGAAACCUCAUAAAUGUAAUGACUGUGGAAAAGCAUUUGGACAAAAGUCACAGCUCAUCAUACAUCAGCGAAUUCACACAGGGGAGAAACCUCAUGAAUGUAAUGACUGUGGAAAAUCCUUUGGACACAAGUCAUACCUCAUGAAACAUCAGCGAAUUCACACAGGGGAGAAACCUCAUGAAUGUAAUGACUGUGGAAAAGCCUUUGGAUACAAGUCAGAACUCAUAAACCAUCAGCGAAUUCACACAGGGCAGAAACCUCAUGAAUGUAAUGACUGUGGAAAAGCAUUUGGACAGAAGUCAUACCUCACCAUACACCAGAGAAUUCACACAGGGGAGAAACCUCAUCAAUGUAAUGACUGUGGAAAAGCCUUUGGACACAAGUCACACCUCAUCAGACACCAGCAAAUUCACACAGGACAGAAACCUCAUAAAUGUAAUGACUGUGGAAAAGCCUUUGGACACAAGUCAAGCCUCAUCAUACACCAGAGAAUUCACACAGGGGAGAAACCUCAUCAAUGUAAUGACUGUGGAAAAGCCUUUGGAUGCAAGUCAGACCUCAUGAAACAUCAGCAAAUUCACACAGGGGAGAAACCUCAUGAAUGUAAUGACUGUGGAAAAGCAUUUGGACAGAAGUCAUACCUCACCAUACACCAGAGAAUUCACACAGGGGAGAAACCUCAUAAAUGUAAUGACUGUGGAAAAGCAUUUGGACAAAAGUCACAGCUCAUCAUACAUCAGCGAAUUCACACAGGGGAGAAACCUCAUGAAUGUAAUGACUGUGGAAAAGCCUUUGGAUACAAGUCAGACCUCAUAAACCAUCAGCGAAUUCACACAGGGGAGAAACCUCAUCAAUGUAAUGACUGUGGAAAAGCCUUUGGACGCAAGUCAAACCUCACCAUACACCAGCGAAUUCACACAGGGCAGAAACCUCAUGAAUGUAAUGACUGUGGAAAAUCCUUUGGACAAAAGUCACACCUCAUCAUACACCAGAGAAUUCACACAGGGGAGAAACCUCAUAAAUGUAAUGACUGUGGAAAAGCCUUUGGACACAAGUCACACCUCAUCGUACACCAGAGAAUUCACACAGGGGAGAAACCUCAUGAAUGUAAUGACUGUGGAAAAGCCUUUGGACGAAAGUCAGGCCUCAUCGUACACCAGCAAAUUCACAAAAGGGAGAAACCUCAAGAAUGUAAUGGCGAUGGAAAGGCCUUUGGAUGAAAGUCAUACCUCAUGAAACAUCAGUGAAUUCACACAGGGGAGAAACCUCAUAAAUGUAAUGACUGUGGAAAAGCAUUUGGACGAAAGUCACACCUCAUCGUACACCAGAGAAUUCACAUGGGGCAGAAAUCUCAUGAAUGUAAUAACUGGCAAAGCCUUUGGACACAAGUCACACCUCAUCAUACACCAGAGAAUUCACACAGGGCAGAAACCUCAUAAAUGAAAUGACUGUGGAAAAGCCUUUGGACACAAGUCAUACCUCAUAUUACACUAGAGAAUUCACACAGGGGAGAAACCUCAUAAAUAAUGAUUGUGGAAAAGCCUUUGGCCAUAAGUUAGGCCUCAUGAUACAUCAGCGAAAUCACACAGAGCAGAAACCUCAUGAAUGUAAUGACUGUGGAAAAGCCUUUGUAUGAAAGUCACGCCUCAUAUCACACUGGAGAAUUCACACAGGGGAGAAAACCCAUGAAAGUAAUGACCAAGGGAAAGCCUCUGGAUAAAAGUCAAUCCUUUAGAAACAUCAGAGAAUUCACACAGGGAGGAAACCUCAUGAAUGUAAUGACUUUGGAAAAGCCUUUUGACAAAAGACAAAACUCAUAUCACAGCAGAGAAUUCACACAGGGUAGAAAACUCAUGAUUGUAAUAACUGUGGAAAGCAUUUAGCCAUAAGUCAACCUUCAUCAUGCAUCAGGGAAUUCACACAGGGCAGAAACCUUAUGAAUAUAAUGACUGGAAAAGCCUUUGGACAAAAGUCAAACCUCAUAAUGCACCAGAGAAUGCACACAGUGUUGAAACUUCAUGAAUGUAAUGACUGUGGAAAAACUUGAUUUUAACUUCCAACUCCAAAUGCAUCAGAGGAUUCACACAGGGAAAUAACCUUAUAAAUGUAAUGACUAUGUAAAAGCCUUUUUCUAUAAGUUAUAUCAAAACAGAAUUCACACAGGGCAGAAACCGUAUAAAUCUAAUGAGUGUGGAAAAGCCUUUAUAAAUCAUAUGUUGUAAAUCAUAGCUCAUAUCACACCAGAGAAUUCACAUCGGAGAGAAACUUCAUGAAUGCAAUGACUGUAGAAAAGCCCUUGGCAAUAAGUCACAUCUCAGAAUGCAUUAGAAAAUUCACAUGAAAAGAAACCUUUUGGACAUAAUGACUUGGAAAGCUUUUUCCCAUAGUUCAGCCCUCAUUGCACAUCAUCUAAUUCAUAUGUGGGAAAACACUUUGUAUAUAAUGCAUAUGGAAAAGCCUUUAUCCAUAAGUAACACCCCAUAAAACAUCAGAAUUCACAUGGGGGAGAAACCAUAUGAAUGGAAUGAGUGUUGGAAAACUAUGCCAAUAUCACACAAUAUAACAUCGAGAAUUUA
Molecule: messenger RNA, 4215 nt
Organism: Lepus europaeus (European hare)
Lineage: Eukaryota; Metazoa; Chordata; Mammalia; Lagomorpha; Leporidae
Product: zinc finger protein 665-like
Exons: 3
Coding region: 1-2859 (952 amino acids)
Biological process (GO): regulation of transcription by RNA polymerase II
Molecular function (GO): DNA-binding transcription factor activity, RNA polymerase II-specific; RNA polymerase II cis-regulatory region sequence-specific DNA binding
Source: RefSeq, a predicted model, not a curated record